This is a messenger RNA of Moneuplotes crassus, 530 nucleotides long. The record is from the annotation of a GenBank genome assembly. NCBI's taxonomy places the organism in Eukaryota, Ciliophora, Spirotrichea, Euplotida, Euplotidae.
AUUAAUUUAAUGAGAAAAGCAUAUCAAAAUUCUAAAUCUUUAAGAGAGGAAUGAUCGGAUAUAUGGAAUGAUGGUGAUUUGACAGUUAAUGAAGAGAAGUAUGAAGGCAAGGCUGCUCAAUUGCCUAAUUAUACACAGCAGUUUACCAAUACUUUGAAAGAUAACAAGGGGAAAGUUAAAUCAGAGGAUUUGAGCAAUUAUGUUAUGAUAAAAGAGUUCCACCAGCAAUUAUCAGUUAAAGAGAUAAAUAUUCAACCAUUAGAUGGAGAGUUAGAGCUAAAUCUUGAACAACAAGAAAGGGAAAAGGAGAACUUGAAGUCUUAUCUUACCAGAACAAAGGUUGAUAAGACGGCUUGAACAAGAAGAGAAAAUGUUAAUUUCUUAUCUAGCCUUAGACUAAUUCCUUCAAGUGAACUUCUCAAAUUAAUCUACUAAGUCUACGCAAAGUUCCAAAUAAAAUUUUGGAGGCAUUCUUGACCAAAAGUUUCCCACUAAAGCUGAUAACUUAAAUUAUUUUUAAUGUACUGAUC